UUGUUUAUUUGCCUACAACAUGAAGUGCUUUAACUUAAUGGUUCUUGCGCUGCUGCUGAUUUUGGCUCAAACGGACGGAUAUAGCCAUCGCCAUCCGGGCUUUGCCCAACGCUUGCAGAUCAAGCCAGGCUGCUUGCAGGUGCCUCAGAUAUACACCGAGGCUCCAACUCCAACACCCACCAUUAUCUUUUCCUCGUUGGAAGAUGUAGGGAUGGCGGACAUCAGGAGAGUCGAAACAGAUUAAACAUCUUCC
Messenger RNA from Drosophila simulans, 253 nucleotides. RefSeq lists its product as uncharacterized. The record is from RefSeq and is a predicted model, not a curated record. Lineage: Eukaryota; Metazoa; Arthropoda; Insecta; Diptera; Drosophilidae. The coding region runs from base 20 to 244 and encodes 74 amino acids. The transcript has a single exon.